Molecule: messenger RNA, 452 nt
Organism: Schistocerca serialis cubense
Lineage: Eukaryota; Metazoa; Arthropoda; Insecta; Orthoptera; Acrididae
Exons: 4
Coding region: 129-452 (107 amino acids)
Source: RefSeq, a predicted model, not a curated record
GGACUCGACAGGUCGCCACAGCCGCCGCCUCCAGAGCCAGCCCAGCCGCAGCCGCCCCCGCCGCCCUCAUAGCGCAGCACUGCGUGCCCUCUUUGCUGACUGCCCGCUGACAACGCAGACUAGCGCCCAUGAUUGGCUCAUUCUGGAACCUGUGCAGAGCGUGCCCAUCCAUGCCGGUGGAUAAGCUGCACUCGGAGUACCGGAGCACGUACAAGUGGCACGAGUACACGGGGCCGCGCCAGGAGGUGGUGCGCCGGCCUCCGCAGUCGCAGACCAGCCCGCCAGCCGCCAACGGUACCAGCGCCAACGGCAAUACAUCGAAACUCCGGCCGACGCGAUCCACCGAGGAAGAGUCAACCACCGUCACAUCUGGUAAGGAGUCCAGAAAUCCGUCACUUGCUUACGACAGCAACGAAGUGCGUGACAUACUAAUAAUACACCAGCAGGUAUGA